AUGGAGAAUAUCUUGAAUGAGCCCGGCAACGCCGCGGGCAAGGCACCGGAAGGAAAUAAAUCCCCUCCACGGGACUCUGGUGUUGAGACCCAUACACUCCGUGCUCGACGCUUCCCGAGUCCGUCUGCGUAUCGGCAGUCAUCAACGACGUCAAGUCGUCGUGCAACAACCACUCAGGGCCCCAGCAUGCGUGACGUGGACACCCUUCAAGAUAACUGGGGGGUGGAGGUGGGUUCCUCUUCUCCUAGCCCCACAUCCGCCGGGGAUCCUUUCUUUAGCAUCAUUUUCCCAGACAAUAUGGGUAGUAGGGAGAGUGAUGGGGCGGCUGAGAAGUCCAACACGUCGUUUUCAAUGCGUCAACGGGAUAGUUUCUGCCGGACGCAGGUGUGUGUGGAGGGAUACUUCCAGGAUGAGGAGGAUGGGUUUUGGGCACUCAUCCCAAAUGACCUCCCGCGCAGCACCAUCCUUUACGUCAUGACGUCGUCGGAAGGCAGGGACAAACUGUUUAAGUGCCUACAGUACGGACUGCAUCUAAUGAUUUGUCUCCUCAAGCGACCGAUGCUAUUUGCGACCGAUGCGCAGAACCUUGCAGACUAUUGGGCGACACGCUUUUGGCGCAACAUCAACACCAUUCGACACGGGCGCAGUUUGUUUAAGUUGGGCCGAUGGGUAUUAAACGUCUUUUUCCUUGAGGAGGUUCUCGGACGCCUUGCCUUGAAGUAUGGCAUUGUGUGGAGCGAGGUGGUGCACCGUAUUGUAUCCGCGUUAUUUCAGUUUUUGCACAUCCCCCUUUCGUGGCGUACGCCGCGGCAUCGCCGGGAUGUUAGCAACGUUUACACGGAAUCCGGCACGGAGGCCUCUGGAGCAGAGAAGGCAGAUAUGUUGUUAACUGACGAGGUGUACUCCCACGUGGCACGGGCGGAGUUCUCGAUGAAGCCGCAGUCUUUCUCGAUGACGCAGGCGGAGCGGAACACCGCUAAGCCUGUGUUGACCGAAACUUCCACCGCGGCCGGUGCCUCGGAGGCGACACGCGUCUACAUGAAGGAGAAGUUCUACGACAGUAUUUCUGAGAUGGAGGCAAGGCGGGUGUCGCAGCAGCAGCAGUUGAGUAGGGGAGGAUCAACGGGUCCGAACGACAGUCAGUGCAUGCCCCCAACCGGGCAGAGUGACUCAAGCACUCACGACUCCCUUUCCACGCCUCCCGACGUGGAGGGCACUUUACCGGCCUCAUUCGUGACAAGAACGCGACAGGAUGACGAGCAGUCAUCGAAAAAACCACUCACAAAGCUGCUGCGCCCGCUCUGUGCGACGGGUGCCGGGGAUGAUGUGGCCAAGCCUCGUGACACGCCUAACAAUGGCACUGGUACGCAGAAGGCAUCUCACGUUGCCCGUUCCUCUACCGAAGAAAAAACAACGGUGGCCUCUCAUGACUUUUUUGCCUCCUACCCGAUUUUGCCGUACGAACCUCGACUAGGGGCUGCUCUACCGCUGCAUCACGGCAACCACCACAAAAGCAGUGUUAACAAUAACAAUAAUAUCAAUGGUAACAAUACUCAUAAUAAUAGUGUCCCUCCGUGCAGUGGAACCAAGAGCCCAGUAUGCCGUGCGAAGCUGCCUCCCAUGCUGGAAGACUGUGACGACGACAUGGGCUCCAGUCCAGGUCCAAAAGAAGUUAGUGAUAUCGAUCUUAAUCCGGCGUCAAACGGAAUUCUUGAGUCGAAGGAGGACACAGGACAGGCCAUUCCGGCGGAGAUGGGAAAACCGGAGCAUUGGCGGAAGCGUCUUUUGCAGUUCAGCACUUCGCUUAUGCUGCUCCUUGGUGUGCGUAGCAUUGCUACAAUCGGUCGCCGUACCUUGCGUGAUAUUCUCCUUCUUUCAUCUGAGCGUUUUUUCAAUGUGUCUUGUGUGGAGAAAAACCGACCGGUGUUGCAACGCCGCGCAAACUGGCUAUGGUUGGCCGUUGCCGCUAUUGAUCUGUUUUUGAACACAAUCCGGUUGAUGGAUAGGGGAUGGUACAAGUAUGCGACCGCGCGGCACAACGCCUUGUAUCAUUGUCAAUGCAAAGAUGACGCGGAGACGGACCUCGGGCGGCGCUACCGUUAUCUUGUUGCGCGGCGUAACGCGGAUCUCUACUUUCCAGCUGUGGACUUUGACUUUGGUGCCCCCCUCUGCUCCUCCCCUGCAUACUUUGAGGCGGCAGCUCCGCAGCACAUUGCCCCUGCGUGUAGGGCUUGUGGCUGUUUGUUUGUCGAGGGUCCCUCUGGCACCGCAGAUGCGUUGGCGCAGCACGAGGCAAAGGAGGAAGGUAAAACCAGUCACCGACAGAAAGAGUCUGUGAGACAAGUCCCCAUGCCCUCUCCCAAUGCGCCGACCCCUGGUGAAAGAGCCGAGGUCGCUAUUCUGCGGGUUCCGUGGCUGGUGAACAAGCUGAUGACAUACGUGCUGCUGUUGCAGACGCACCCAAACUUGACCGCUACCAUCCUCCUGCAGGUGCGAUACAUGACGGAGGUGUACCUUGCCUUCAUGUACUGCUUUGGAGGGUAUGAAACAGGAAAGAGUGAUGCCGCACUGGGAGAUAUGCUGCACCUCCCUGGCGCCAUUGCAGGGAUGCUGGAGGCCGUCCUUGGCCUCCAUCGUGUGAUGCAAAGUGCCCCGAAGUAG
Trypanosoma rangeli is the source of this 2661-nucleotide messenger RNA. RefSeq lists its product as uncharacterized. Lineage: Eukaryota; Euglenozoa; Kinetoplastea; Trypanosomatida; Trypanosomatidae. Bases 1 to 2661 code for a protein of 886 amino acids. The record is from RefSeq and is a predicted model, not a curated record. The transcript has a single exon.